Oncorhynchus gorbuscha (pink salmon) is the source of this 501-nucleotide messenger RNA. RefSeq names its product myosin regulatory light chain 2, atrial isoform-like. Lineage: Eukaryota; Metazoa; Chordata; Actinopteri; Salmoniformes; Salmonidae. Gene Ontology annotation, molecular function: calcium ion binding. The record is from RefSeq and is a predicted model, not a curated record. Gene Ontology annotation, biological process: heart contraction; cardiac muscle tissue development. Gene Ontology annotation, cellular component: cytoplasm; myofibril.
AAGAAGGCUGCUAAUAAGAGACAGAGAGGAGCCCAGAAGAACUGCUCCAAUGUCUUCUCCAUGUUCGAACAGUGUCAGAUACAGGAGUUCAAGGAGGCUUUCGGCUGUAUUGACCAAGACAGAGAUGGUGUGAUCAAAAAACAGGACCUGAGAGAAACCUAUGGACAGCUAGGGAAGCUGAACGUUAAGGAUGUGGAACUGGAUGAGAUGUUGAACGAGGGGAAGGGUCCCAUCAACUUUGCUGUGUUCCUCACUCUAUUUGGAGAGAAACUCAACGGCACAGACCCCGAGGACACCAUCCUCGCUGCCUUCAAGCUCUUCGACCCAAACGGCACAGGUUUCGUCAACAAGGAUGAGUUUAAACGGUUACUGAUGAACCAGGUGGAUAAAUUCACAGCAGAGGAGGUGGACCAGGCGUUCUCUGUGGCGCCAAUUGACGUGGCCGGCAACAUCGAUUACAAGUCCAUCAUCACCCACGGAGACGAGAAGGAGGAGUCCUAA